Messenger RNA from Acanthochromis polyacanthus (spiny chromis), 5246 nucleotides. It is a transcript of the gene six5, whose product is annotated as SIX homeobox 5. Gene Ontology annotation, molecular function: RNA polymerase II cis-regulatory region sequence-specific DNA binding; DNA-binding transcription factor activity, RNA polymerase II-specific. NCBI's taxonomy places the organism in Eukaryota, Metazoa, Chordata, Actinopteri, Pomacentridae. Gene Ontology annotation, cellular component: transcription regulator complex; nucleus. The transcript is spliced from 3 exons. The record is from RefSeq and is a predicted model, not a curated record. Bases 42 to 2903 code for a protein of 953 amino acids. Gene Ontology annotation, biological process: regulation of transcription by RNA polymerase II.
AGGAGGAACUAGUGGUGGAAAAAAAAAAAGUUAAAGUGAAAAUGGCUUCCUUGUCUUUGGAGUCUGCAGAACAAUCUGAGAACAGCCCAGACGAGCCAACGGCCACGGACGCCAAAGAGGAGAACGAUCCGCUCCAAGUUUCGGAACAAUUGCUCCAAAGUUUCCAAAAGUCGGCGCUGAGUUUUUCCACUGACCAAGUAUCAUGUCUGUGCGAGGCCCUUCUGCAGGCGGGCAAUGUGGAUCGCCUGUGGAGAUUUCUAUCCACCAUACCUCCUUCGUCCGAGCUGCUACGUGGCAACGAGACCCUGCUAAAGGCCCAGGCACUGGUGGCUUUCCACCGAGAGGAAUUCAAGGAGCUGUACGCCAUCCUGGAGAGCCACGACUUCCACCCGUCUAACCAUGGGUUCCUGCAGGACCUGUACCUCAAAGCCCGCUACAAGGAGGCGGAGAGGUCCCGGGGCCGCAGCCUGGGCGCAGUGGACAAGUACCGGCUCAGGAAGAAGUUCCCCCUGCCCAAGACCAUCUGGGACGGAGAGGAGACCGUGUACUGCUUCAAGGAAAAGUCUCGCAAUGCCUUAAAGGAGUGCUACAAGAGCAACAGGUACCCGACUCCGGACGAGAAGAAGAACCUGGCCAAAGUCACCGGACUGUCGCUCACACAGGUCAGCAACUGGUUCAAGAACCGCAGGCAGAGAGACAGAACCCCGUCUGGAACCCACAGCAAAAGCGAGUCUGAUGGGAACCACAGCACUGAGGAUGAGGCGAGUCCGAUGGAUGACACCUCUGACAAACCAGAGGAAACUUCUGGCUCCACAGCUUCCAUCAUCUCUGUCUCUGCAGUCCCUUGUAGCACAGGAGGCCAGCUCAUCCUCAACGGGUCCAGCGGUUUCCUCACAGCCUCUCAGCCGUUACUACUCAAUGGAAACUCUCUCAUCUCCAGUGCUGGUGCUGGCGUCAUAAUUAACGGGCUAAGCUUGGGCGAUUGCCAGGCAGUCACACUGAGUCCCGUUGCAACCAACUCUUCUUUAAUACUGAAUGGGGCUCAAGUAAUAACCAAACCUGGUAUCAGUGUGCAACAGCCGCAGCAAGCAGUUUCUGUGGCAGAGCAAGGAGUGUCAGCCAUGGAGGCCAAGCCAAACAGUCUUCCAGCAGUUGUUCUUAGCACUAACACCACACCAGUCUCAAACCCUUCAUCAGUCAUUUCUGUUCCUCUGCACAUCAAGACAGAAAGAGGCAAUGCAAUGGAUUUCAUCAGUGUCCCUGAAACAGAAAGUAGCAGCCAGACAGUAUCCUCCUCUUCUUCAUCUUUAUCGCCAUCCUCACCAACUCUGUCCUCCCCAACCACUCUCCCUUCACUAGUCUUAACACAAAACUCCCAACGCCAGGAGCCCCACACUCUCCCAGCCUCUAUCUCUGGUGCUAAUGUGUCUCUUCCCAGCCAGCAAGAGGAGUAUGUUGUUGGUGCCACUGCCAGCUCCCAACUAAACCCUUCUAGCUCUGUGAUUUCCUCUAGCAACUCCACCCCUCAGGUCAUCUCUUUGCCCCAAGUUGUGCCUUCCAUCCAGGGAAAAGCAGUAUCCCAUCUGGUCCAGCAGUCUUCAGGAGCUCAGGUCUCCCAGUGCCCUCAGUUGGUCCCAGUGUCCCCCCUCACGGCCGCAACUUCUCAGUUUCAGAGCCUGCAGACUCUGAACCCAGCCAACAGACUAGCACAACAGCAGCAGGAUGCUUCUACAACUAUGUCUGAAUGUGCCACAACCAUAGUUUCCAUCUCGCAGCUUAACAGCAGUCAGCUCCCACAGCCAAUGCUGCAACAACUCGGGGAGCAAACCAUAAACUCUACACCCAGCAAAAUCCAAGCCCCGCAGGUCAUCUCCAUCUCUUCUCCAACACAAGUAGUUCCAGUACCCCAGGCCAAAGGCAGCACACCAACACAGUUAGUCCCACUGUCCAUGCCUCAGCUGGUCCCAGUCUCCUCCAUCCAAACGUCAUCCACUAUGUCUUUCCCUCAAGUGGUACCUGCCAGCCCUUCUCUCACCAUCCCCUCAGCUGGAGUGCCCUUACAGAUCCUGACUUCACCUCCUACUGCUGGAGGAGCUGCACAGGGUCCUGUCAGGAUAAACCAGCUGAGGCCCAUUCAGACUGUGGGUUCCCCAACCAGUGUGGCCCCUGCAAUGCAGCUCCUAAACUCUGGAAUCAUUCAGCUACCUUCUGCUCCUCCAGGUAACCUCCUCCUCGGUGGAAGCCCCUACCUGAGUGUCCAGCAAGGCAAGCUGAUUCUGACCAUCCCAGCAGGCAUUCAGCUCACCAGUUUGCCCCUGAAACCAGUCCCAGAUGCUUCACCCAUCUCUGCAAAUGGAGCGAGUCCCAUUCUCAACCCCUCUACCCCUCCUGUGACCUCCCAGCCUUCAACCACCUCAGGUUCAACCCUAAGUGGCCUCACAUCGUCCCCCCUAAACUUCAUCAACUCGUCUCCACCGUAUUGUCCUCCAGAGACUGCAAUCGCAACCAGUCAGACGCCUGCCGUCCCGUCCCCUCAUACAUUGGACCAUUUAGUCGCCCCCACAACACUGAACACUCUCACUCCAGAAAGCAUGCUCACCCUCAGUCCCAUGUACAGUGGAGUGACACCCAAUGUCCACUUGUCCCAGCCAGCAUGGAGCCCGGUGCCCCUCUCCACUUCAGGCAGUUUAACUCUGUUUGACGUGCGCGGCAAGGGGGACCUACCCGUAGAUCCGGCUUUGUUAGGCCUACCUGGAGGAGAGUCGCUUCUUCUGGGAAGCCCCUCACCAGAGCAGGAUGUGGAAACAAGCUCCCCACUGGGGAAUCCAGAGGAGAUGGAUGGGGACUCCAAGAUCCUGACUCAGCUGCAGUCUGUCCCUGUGGAUGAUGAGCUGGGCUUGUAGUCUGUUUACAGCGUGAUCCCUGACAACAAAAGUGAUGAAACGUACACUAGACUUUGCAGUUUGUUUUGAAAUGACCUGAAAUAUUCGAUUCAUCAUGGUCAAUCAUUUAAGAUCUACAUGUCUUCUACAACACGUUUUAAGUUUUGGCAUGCACAACAAUGCUUUCUUAUCCCAUCAUGGUCCUCGCUGGCACUUUGGAGUCCUCUGCAGCUCUAUCACAUAUGGAUGGGCAGGAUCAUUUGGAAUAUUCACCUGCUGGUUCAUCAUCAGAUUAUUCUUCUCGGUUAUAAGUAAAUUAAUUUUGUAUCUCAGUGUUUUUAACUGAAUCUGUUAGUGCCUUACUGGUUAUAUCAGAUCCAGACAGAAGAAAAAAAACGUGGAUUAGUCUGGUUGGCCCACUGAAAGGUUCUGGUGUUUUAAAAAAAAGACUAUAUUAUACAACAAGACAUGGCUUUGCCUGUUCUCUCGGCUCUUCUUUGCAAUUUUGUGGACUACAGACCAUAUUCAGCUGUACUACGUCUGGGGUUUUUGCUGGCAGAAGAAGUAGCACAUUGUGGAUCCACCACAAUGGCGAUAAACCAGACUGUCUGGCAAAGAGGACCAUUUUAAAAUAGUGCUCUGCCUUUCCGAGAUAUUCAGGAGGUUAGCUUUCUUUUUCCUACUCAGAGCCUGGCUCUGUUAUGUUACCAACACUCCAGGAAGAAUGUAUUCCUGACAAACCAUGGAUGAGCAGGUAGAGUUUUAUGUGAAACUAUUACCAUUAAUACAUCAUAGCUUCAAGAGCUACACAACAGUAUUUUGUUACUACAAGUUACUGAAGUCAGGGUUGAAACAUGCAGCCUGCAUUUUAUCAGUAAUCUGGUGUUCAUUACGUUCUGCAGUUUUCAAGUGAGAAUUCUGCCCUAUGACAGUAAAACUACAGCACAGGAAAUAAAGGUUCAUGAAAGGGUUUGUACUCUAUGCAAUGUAUGUUUAGCUCUUUAUCGGACACUAUGUCGCACAACGGCUGAGUCAGAAAGCCCGUACAUUUGGGAGAUAAAAAGAAGCUUUGAAAUGCUGAGCUUCUAAAUGAAGCAUGUCAGUGCAUUACACUAAAACAUUUGCUGUGAUCCAACUGAUAUUUCUUGUAAAAUGCAUUCAAAAUCUCAGUAUGUUUAUACUGAUAAGUGCCUUAUUUUAAGCUUAGUUUUUUUUUGUUUUUGGAAAAAUGUUGUGACUUUUUACACUAUUAUUUUAUGAUUGCCAUGUACCCGACCAAAUUGCUUGAUUCACUUAAUAUGGACUUUUUUUUAGAAGACCCACAUUUCUGUAGUUUGAUUUUCAGUGAAACACAAUGUGACACAUUUGGUAGUCAUUAGCUCGGUUUUGUGUUUUUGUAUAUUUUGCACAUUUCAUUCACAUGUUUACGCUGCACUGCCAUGGUGCUAUGACGGUGAUUAUAGUCUGUUCUGAAAUUUUAUAUUCUUUUCUAAUUGGACCUUAAUAAUUGCCGCUGGACAAGAUACAUUUAAGAGAUAAAUCAGAAAACAAGAUUUUCCAAUGAAAUCCAUUGAAAACAGAUGGAAUAAAUCUAGCUGGAUCUAAAAUCAAGUGAGUUUUCUGUCAUUAUACAGGUAGCUGCCAAGCAUUUGGCCAUUUAAGGUACACAAAAAUACACUUGAGUGUCACAUCUAGUUACAAUACUGGCCUGUGCGUGUUUUAUUAGUGUUUGUUUGUCUCUUUUGUACAUUUAAUCUAUUUAAAGCAUGUAUCAAUCAGUUUGUAGUUUCAACUGAAAAAAAUGAGUCCUUGUGAAAACAGGAAAUGAUGUUCAUUUUCACUCAGAAGGUCACGUUGUAGUGCAACCUGAGUUUUUACAGUCUACAGGUAAUAAACUAAUUUAGAGGUCACCAGUGCUAAAUUUUGAAAUGGGUCACCCCCUGUUGAUAAAUGUUAGGGUCAUGUAUUCCCAGUGGCCUUUCAGAAUUGUAUCAAAUGGCUUUGACAAAUCAAUUUUGCUGAACUUGUAGUUAGACAUAAAAGGGAAAAGUGUCCAUGUGUUGGCUUAUGUUUAUUUUAGCCAUUUCUUACCAAAGUAUGUUGACAUUAAAGCCUGUGAGGGCUUAAGCACAUUUGUACCCACACGUUUGUUUGUAGCCUGGGAUUUGUUUUUACUCUACCUGACACAUAACAUAUACAACUCCAGAUUUAACCAAAGAUAUUGUAUGUUGAUCGACAUUUUUUUUUUAUAGUUUUGAAAGGGAUCAUUUGUGUCUGUCAUUCAUUCAUAUUUGUUUUCUCAUUUUUGUAUUCAAAUGCAUUCUAUUUUUUAUAUUACAUGAUAUUGUAAUAAACUACAUUUAC